This is a messenger RNA of Salvelinus fontinalis (brook trout), 2426 nucleotides long. RefSeq lists its product as uncharacterized. The transcript has 3 exons. The coding region runs from base 625 to 2382 and encodes 585 amino acids. Lineage: Eukaryota; Metazoa; Chordata; Actinopteri; Salmoniformes; Salmonidae. The record is from RefSeq and is a predicted model, not a curated record.
ACCCAGGAGCCAGACUCUGAUGAGACUCAGGCCAAUGAUGUAGUGUCUGCUGAGACUGUGUCUGCAGAGACUCAGACCCCAGACUCUGAUGAGACUCAGGCCAAUGAUGUAGUGUCUGCUGAGACUGUGUCUGCAGAGACUCAGACCCCAGACUCUGAUGAGACACAGACCCAGGAGCCAGACUCUGAUGAGACUCAGACCCAGGAGCCAGACUCUGAUGAGACUCAGGACAAUGAUGUAGUGUCUGCUGUCUGCUGAGACUGUGUCUGCAGAGACUCAGACCCCAGAAUCUGCUGAGAGACAGACCGAGGAGCCAGACUCUGAUGAGACUCAGACCAAGGAGCCAGACUCUGAUGAGACUCAGGCCAAUGAUGUAGUGUCUGCUGAGACUGUGUCUGCAGAGACUCAGACCCCAGACUCUGAUGAGACACAGACCGAGGAGCCAUACUCUGAUGAGAAUCAGACCAAGGAGCCAGACUGAUGAGACUCAGACCAAGGAGCCAGACUGAUGAGACUCAGACCAAGGAGCCAGACUCUGAUGAGACUCAGGCCAAGGAGCCAGACUGAUGAGACUCAGACCAAGGAGCCAGACUCUGAUGAGACUCAGACCAAGGAGCCAGACUGAUGAGACUCAGACCAAGGAGCCAGACUGAUGAGACUCAGACCAAGGAGCCAGACUCUGAUGAGACUCAGACCAAGGAGCCAGACUCUGAUGAGACUCAGACCAAGGAGGUAGUGUCUGCUGUACCCAAGCCCCAGUCUACAACUGAACCAUCGUUCCAACAACCUAUUGGUGAAACAUGUGAAAUGUCUCACAAUGUGCCUGAAUGUAGAGUUGACCAUGCAAUUGUAUUAGAUGCGCCUGGGUAUCAAGAUAGGGCUGAUGAAGUUGUCUCUGCGACAGAGCACGUAAACAGGGCCGGAUGUGCUACCUCAAAGGAGCUUCAGACUGCCGUGGAUAGCAUCACAGCCAUGUCUGGGUGUGAUACAUCAGAGGAGGUUACUGCUGCCCUGGAUAGCAUGACAUGUGUCACGGGUACCGAGAGAGCUCCGGAUGAUAUGCUAACCGAUGUGGAAUAUGCAAACGCCUUUCAAGAGAGUGAAGUGUCCCAAGCAUCCGAGCCACAUUUCAGUAGGCCACAGUGGAACGUUGACUCUUGUCCAGGUUCAAUAUUUUCUGCUUCAACCGAUCCCCUUCCCACUAUGAAACCACCUUCAAGCGCCAUCUCUAAUGUGGUAACCCAGCCUACAGAUGUGGAACUCAGCACCUUCAACGCCUGUAUUGGUGACAUGGCCCCUCUCGGGUACCCAGAAAACUCCAUGGCUGCUCUUGAGAGGGUCUGUGGUGAAUAUGUCUUUCAACAACAACAGCCGGCACAGCCUCUAGAGCCCCAGCAGGUUGAGGUGCAUCUGGAAACGUUUCAUCAAGUGCCGCAGCAGGAGGCCCGGGUCCUACAUCCCCAACAACCAGCAUCUCAAGUGCCUGAAACUCCACAGCAGACUGUUGAUAUACGAGGGUUCAACGUGUGCAAACCCAAGCCAGUGACAUCUUUACAGUCGCAAAGGACAUUGUUCCCCACACCACCACAAUCCGAAGCAGCUGUCACCUAUGAAGAAUCCGUGCCUGGUCCCAGCCGAUAUAACCUGUACAGCGACGGGGCUACCGUGUCGUCCAUUGCGAUGAUAAUCCCUGUGAUGAAACAGUUGAUUAUAUGCGCCACGUGUAAAAAGAAGUUCAACAGAGCGGUCAUAUGUAACACCUACUUGAUUCAGCUGAACAGGCCCAUACAAUGUGCUUGUGGCUGUGUAUUAUGCACACUGUGUUACAGUCAACAACGUGGUUGUAGCCUACACAAUAUAUCUUACUGUCUACAAUCAACGUCCAGGAACUUUUCUGUGAGGAUCAAACAAAGGCGUAAAGUUUCUGUCUACAAGAGUGCUGUGGAUAAAGCCUUACAAAGUGAAACGGGAAACCUGGACCUUUUCCUCCGCUUCCUUCUGGGCCUCUCACUGGAGUCCAAUCAGAAGCACUUACAAGGUCUACUGACAAAGACAAGAAGCAGCUCAAAGACCCAUGAAGAAACAGUCAAGUACAUCAAGGAGAAGAUCAGGGAGAAUCCCUCUCCAGAGAGGAGUAUCAAUCUGUUUCACUGUCUGAAUGAACUGAAUGACCAUUCUCUAGUGGAGGAGAUCCAAAGCUUCCUGAGCUCAGGAAGUCUCUCAAAACCCAACCUGUCACCUGCACAGUGGUCAGCUCUGGUCUUUGUGUUGCUGACUUCAGAAAAGGAGCUGGAUGUGUUUGACCUGAAGAAAUACUCCAGAUCAGAGGAAGGUCUUCUGAGGCUGCUGCCAGUGGUCAAAGCCUCCAGAGCUGUUCUGUGAGUAAAUAAAAUGACAUUUAAGAACUAAUCAUCAGGAAGAAAUAU